GUUGGAUCUAUCCACUGCUUUAACUACCUUUCUCAUUCUCUUCCUCUAGUUAUCACGCACGAUUCCUAAUUUUUAUAAAUAAUAUUGUAAUUUUAUCACUGGAUUCCUUGUUUAUUUAAUUUGUUUUUUUAGUGAACCAAGAAAGGAAUCUCUGUUUAAUUGUGUUGUUGUCUGGAGAAUUAAAUUAAUUUAGAAUGAUGAUUUGUCCGAUUCAAGAUUCAAAUUGAAAAGGAAAUUGGAGUUGUAGUUGAAGUAGCUCAAUGGCAGUGUUAUCGAUGAUUAUCAGAUUGAAUAACUGGUUGAAAUUGAAGAUCGUUGAUCCUCUCUAUCAAAUCCUUAGCAGGAGUACAGAGCCCAAGCAACUGGCGUUCUCUGCUGCUCUUGGGAUUACUCUUGGAAUUUUUCCUAUAUGUGGAGUGACUGUUUUGCUAUGUGGAAUGAUGAUUGCCUUGCUUGGGUCUCUAUGCCAUGCUCCAAGCGUAAUGUUAGCUAACUUCAUUGCAACUCCCAUUGAGCUGAGCCUUGUGGUGCCCUUCUUGCGAUUUGGUGAAUUUAUUUCUGGUGGGCCUCAAUUUCCAUUAACAUCUGAUGCACUGAAGAAGGUUUUGACAGGCCAGGCUUCACAUGAAGUCUUAUUAAGCAUUGCCCAUGCGUUGAUGGGAUGGCUUGUUGCAGCACCCUUUAUAUUGGCUGCACUCUACAUAAUAUUUUUGCCAUGUUUCAAGGUCAUGGUCCGCAAAUUCAGCUCUGUUCCAGGGAGCCCAAUAAAAUCGCCAACGUCAUUUACAGAUGUCAGGCUCAAGGUAUUAUCUUAAACCUUAUCCUCCCAUGGUGAAGGCAAGACUCAUUUAUCAUAUUCACCUAUACCCUGUAGAGAAUAAUGGGUCGUAUUCGAGCUCAAAUAAAGCUUGAGUUCAAUUUGUAUAAUGUUUCUAUAAGAUAUUUCGACAUACAGAAAAUGAAUUUUUAUAAUUGUAGAGAUGAGUUUGAAUAUAUGCUCAAUCGAUAAAUAUCUUUGGUCGUUGUUGAAUUCGUGUUUAAAUAAUCUCUUAAAAUUGCCUAAAUGUUUGCUAAA
Mercurialis annua (annual mercury) is the source of this 1075-nucleotide messenger RNA. RefSeq lists its product as uncharacterized. The transcript is spliced from 6 exons. The record is from RefSeq and is a predicted model, not a curated record. NCBI's taxonomy places the organism in Eukaryota, Viridiplantae, Streptophyta, Magnoliopsida, Malpighiales, Euphorbiaceae. The coding region runs from base 261 to 815 and encodes 184 amino acids. Gene Ontology annotation, cellular component: intracellular membrane-bounded organelle.